AUGGAUAUUGAACAAGCAAUUGAAUGCGUCAUUGGAAUUUCAAGUGAUCGAAUUGAACAAGAAAGAAUCGUUGCAGAAGGUAACGAAAUAGAAGAAAAUAGACAAAAUGACAUACUUGGACAACUUGGAUGGAAAUUUCAAUCCCGUGAAGAGCUUCUUGGUACUCUUAGAGAUUUUUUCUCAAUGCAAGGUAAGAGACAUGCGGAUGGCUUUUGGGUUCUUGAAGUGAAGAAUAGUUCACAUAAUCAUGAACCUUCAAGUGAUAUGUCUGGACAUCCUUCUUGUCGUCGUUUGUCAAAAGAAGAGAUCAUGAGCAUUGAAAAGAUGACUAGAUCGGGGGUACCACCACGCCAAAUACUUUCUUCACUUCGACAAGGGAAUCCGAAACUUCAGGCAAUAUCAAGAACAAUCUACAAUAUGAAGGUUAAACUUAAAAAUGACAACUUGGCCGGACGAACUAUGAUCCAAGCAUUAUUUGAAGAGCUUUGUCAAGGUGAUUUUACUUUUUAUGUUGCACAUGAUCAAAAUGGUCAUUUGACGCAUCUAUUUUUUGCACACCCUUCUUCCAUUGCAUUGACAAGGAGCUAUACAACUGUCUUUGUGAUGGAUUGCACUUACAAGACUAAUAGAUACAAGAUGCAACUACUUGAUAUCGUUGGAGUUUCAAGUUUUAACAAUUCGUUUUACUCAUGCUUUGUAUUCUUGGCAAAAGAGGGAGAAGAAGAUUACGUUUGGGCUUUACAAAUGUUUAGGAAAAUAUUGGGUCCCGCUUGUUAUCCUACUGUCAUUGUGUUCGAUAGGGAGUUGGCCUUGAUGAAUGCUAUAAAGGUUGUCUUCCCAACAACUACUAACCUUUUAUGUGUAUGGCAUAUUGAGAAAAAUAUUUUGGCGAAUUGCAAGUCUCAUUUUAAAACUCAAGAGGAUUGGACCACAUUUUUGGAUACUUGGAACGAGGUGAUAAGCUCUCCAGAUGGAGGGGCAUUUGAUGAAGCUUGGAAAUUAUUUGAACUACUCUACAAUGAGAAGGAGUACGUGUUAAGCUAUAUUCAAAGGACAUGGCUUCCAUUUAAAGAACGAUUUGUAAAAGCAUGGACUGAAAAGUGUGCUCAUUUUGGAAAUCGUGUUUCUUCGAGGGCGGAAGGUGCUCAUGGAAAAUUGAAGAAAUAUUUGCAAGUUUCAACCGGUGAUCUCCAUCAAGUGAAGUGA
This is a messenger RNA of Rhododendron vialii, 1206 nucleotides long. Its product is annotated as PKS-NRPS hybrid synthetase cheA-like. Gene Ontology annotation, cellular component: mitochondrion. The transcript has 2 exons. Lineage: Eukaryota; Viridiplantae; Streptophyta; Magnoliopsida; Ericales; Ericaceae. The coding region runs from base 1 to 1206 and encodes 401 amino acids. Gene Ontology annotation, biological process: L-valine catabolic process; thymine catabolic process. The record is from RefSeq and is a predicted model, not a curated record. Gene Ontology annotation, molecular function: methylmalonate-semialdehyde dehydrogenase (acylating, NAD+) activity; malonate-semialdehyde dehydrogenase (acetylating, [NAD(P)+]) activity.